AGCCACAGCGCGCCGAGCCACGCCGAGCCGAGCGAGGGACGGGACACGGUCGCACACGGUCGCACACGGAGAACUCGGAGGCGCGCGGCCCAGCUCCUGGACAAGUGCGUGAUGGAGCCGUGAGGACUCGCAGCACUGCACACGCGGCACGCCUGCGGCACGCGGGCCGUCCAGGCAUGAGGCAAGGCUGAGAGCAGCCGCGGCGCGACGGACGGAGCUGCUGUGGUGCUGCUGCUGGAUCGAGCCGAGGCCAGCCCAGCCUGCCGAGCCACCGCCUAGGAGCAAGCGGCGCGGAGGGCACUCAUUCCUACGAGACUGUCUCCUCAACGACAAGGCUGAUGAAGCUGGACGCGGCGGACCCCUUGGGGCUGGUCCCGCGGGUCGUGGAGGUCAAGUCGCUGACGCGAUGGAGCCAGACGCCCCCCGCCCACGGCGGCCUCUUGGCGGACUACAGCCUGAGCGGCGAGCUGCCCGCCCACAAGCACUGCCCCUUCCCCUACAACCCCACCCUCAACCACAAGAUCAUACUAUGGUCUGGAGACAUAUCAGAGCUGAGCGUGGACGCCGUGGUGCACUCCACCAACGAGUCCAUGUCGGAGAGGAGCCCGCACAGCGACAGGAUCCACUUCCGCGCCGGCCGGUCCCUGCGCGACGAGAUCAUCAAUGAAGUCAUAGAAUGUCGGACGGGAGGCGUGCGAGUGACCCAGGGCCACAACCUGCCGGCCAGGUUCAUCAUCCACACCGUGGGCCCCAAGUACAACAUCAAGUACCAGACGGCCGCCGAGAACUCCCUCCACAUGUGCUACCGCAAUGUCCUCCAAAAAGCGCGGGAGCUCAACCUGCAGUCGCUAGGGAUCUGUGUAAUCAACUCCGUGAGACGGAACUACCCACCCGACCGGGGCGCGCAUAUUGCACUGCGAACGAUCCGGAGGCACCUGGAGCAGCCCAACUUCUCCCAGAUGGACGCCGUGGUGCUCGCCGUGGACAACGCGGACCUCAGCAUCUACGAGGUGCUGCUGCCGCUGUACUUCCCGAGGUCCUCCGCCGAGGAGGCCCAGUGCCGCUGGCUCCUGCCCUCCGACAUCGGCGGCCCCAUGGGGGAGCCCGUGGUGGCCGACCGCCAGAUCCGGAUCAUCGACAACCCCCACCACUCGCUGGCAGUGGACCGCUGCGUGGGCUGCGGCGGCGGCGUGCACUCUGGCUCGUGCUCGGGCGACGUGUACGUGGAGACGCGCGGCGACGGCGAGGCCGUGUCGGAGCACAUCGGCAUCGGGGAGCACGCAUUCAGCCAGAUGCAGGGCGACCUGGACCAGCAGCGGCUGCUGGGCGAGCGGCCCGCGGCCGACAUCGAGCUGGUGCGCCAGAUCCAGAGCAAGGAGCGGUAUGAGCGCCUGCUGCGGCGCGCCCGGACCGAGGACCUGUCCGAAGUGUCGGGCAUCGGCUGCCUGUACCAGAGCGGCGUGGACCGCUUCGGCCGGCCGGUCAUUGUGUUCGUCGGCAAGUGGUUCCGCUUCAAAGAGAUAGACCUGGACAAGGCGCUGCUCUACCUCAUCUACUUGCUGGACCCGCUGGUGAAGAGCGACUACGUCAUCGCCUACUUCCACACGCUGACGUCCACGGCCAACUACCCGUCCUUCCAGUGGCUCAAGGAAGUCUACAAUAUUCUGCCAUACAAGUACAAGAAGAACCUCAAGGCGUGCUAUGUAGUGCAUCCCACGUUCUGGACCAAGAUGAUGACUUGGUGGUUCACGACACUGAUGGCGCCCGCCAUCAAGCACAAGGUUCACAGCCUGCCCGGGGUGGAGUGCCUGUACGAGAUCAUUAGUCGGGACGACCUGGAAAUCCCUGCAUUUAUCACUGAGCACGACAUGACGAUCAACGGACUUCACUACUUCCACCCCAUUCAGCCCACCUAGGGGCGACUUUUCCGGCAUGAGGAACCCUCCGAUUACAUCAUUCGGAGGUCCUCGUCCCGGAAUGAAUCUGAGAAGCAGCCAGAGUCCCUGUAUGUGAGCCUGCAACUCCUGGUGCACUACCUCCUUGUCCUCGCCAAACUGAAAUAGGGCGGAGUGGGUUUGACCGGGUUCUACUGGACUGGCUGAAGGAGUCUGGAUUGGACUUGCCACACUGUGCUCCCUGUUAUGAGCCUUCCCCUAAAGGACUCACCUCUCCCUAAUAUGUGUUGUUACAAGUGUGUCUGUUCGCCAUUUAUAAAGCAUUUUCAUAAAAGAACUAGUCGGUGCAUACCAGUAUCGGCAAAGAACAGGUGCAUAGCAAGACUGCGUAGAUAGGCGUUCCCGUUAUUUUAGCAUUGUUUUAUGAAGUGAGCCAUGUGUGCAUGAAUGAAUGCAGGAAUGUAAAUCUCUUUAGUUAUCAGUCAUAUGUAGUUAAACCUGCGUGUUUUUUGUUUGUUUUUUAAAUUAAAAUAAACUUUAUGUAAUGUUGUUUGAUAAGUGUCCGCAUUUCCUGCGGUGAGCAUAUGGAGCUCGUCUCGACAGCAAUAUGUUAUACUUAUUAACAGUUUGCAAUGUACUGUCUGUGGAAAUCAAAACUUGUACAUUAUUAGAGCUAAGUCUUUCCUACACAGUUGUUGUGAUGUACUGUUGUCUUGAUGAUACCUUUCUUAAUACUUCUAAGAAAACAAAAUCAUAGCAUGCUUGUGUCUAAGAAGUGGCACAUUCAAAGCACUCCAUACCAUGUCAGUACGUCCCAUUGAUUGGACAUUGCAUACAUUUACUCUGUGCAGUAAACAGUCUGCUCCAUUCAACAUGAAAAUUGUACAUCAGUUUCUACUAUUUUAGCUGAUUUCCAUGUUAGAGGUGGACAGAGGUGGGCCUCUGAUAAUAGGUCUCUCAAACGAAAAUAUUAAUCAUGGAAUUCUAUGUAUACUUCUAUUGGCACAGUUUCAACACUAUGUUGACUAAAUUUCUUGCUUCUCAAGCAUUAUCUUGAAUGAGAUUGCAGGGUGUACUUGAUUGUAGGUUCAAUUAUUUAAGUCACUAAACUUUACCAGUGCUGCUUUCACUACUUUAUUCUUUCUUGAGAUUUCUCAUGAUUUAAUCACUUCCUCUUGUUAUAUUUUUCCACCAAGUUAACUUGUUGGAAUUUUUUUGACAUGCUACUUUUAAUAGUUUGUUUUCCAUUCAUCCAUCAUAGCUCAUGGUGCUUUGCUAUGAGUGAUUAAUAGUGCUGUGCUAAUUUAUGAGUACUGGUCAAAAAAAAGUGUGAGAAAAAUCCUUUGUAUAGGUGUACAGCUCCCAUCCUAGUAUGUGCCAGCACAGCAAUUACCAUUCAUUCUCUUGGUUUUAUCAUCUCUUAAUAAUCUUGUCCCCAAUAGGUGUAAAGUAUUUGCUAAAAGCUAAAAGCUGCCGCAGACCCUGAAUUUCUUGGAACCAGAAAACUCAAACGAAUAUACCUUUAUCUGGCUCUUAAUUGCUGCAAGUGAACGGAACAACCACUGCCGUGACUUAUCUGAACAUUGGUUCACCUGCGCGCUACCUGCUUUUACAAUUAGGGUAUUUGAUAAUGUAAUAACUUUAUCCUGGAGCAGUUAUUUUCCUUGUUAGUAUGUUAUGUCUCAUAUUUGUUGGCGGCUCAUUUGUCAUUUGACAAUGGCUGGUUUUUAAAAAAUGUUAUUGUAAAUGUUGUUCAAGUUUUAGAAAUUUUUGGUGUCACUCCUUUUUACAUUCAGGUCCAGUGGGGAAAAAACCAAAAAUACCAUUCUUUGUGACUCAUUUUAGUCUGAGUACUAAGUUAAAGUAGUUCUGUGUGUUGCGUCAUGGUAUAUAUAAAUUUGUCAUAAAAAAUAAAAAUUAAAAUGUGGAUUGUAGCAAUAUGUACGUAUUUGUCUCUGUUGGAACACACUUAAUAUACUUGUGUGCCAAGUAACAGCAAUGCUGAUAAAUAGUUGAAGUGUUUUGCACAUAAAAGUAAUUUGCAACAGUGCUUCCAAUUGGGUUUGCUGAAGGUGCACUGUCAUGCAUUGUCAAAAAUAUUUUUCCCUAAAGGGCAUUUCAGGUUUUUUAAAAUGCAUGUUUGAGCAGUAAUUUUUUUAAUGCAAACUGGCAAUAGGUGAGUUACUGUGUUAACCAAGUACCUGUUAUAGAGUAUUCCUUGGAUUGCUGUUGCCUUGUUUUAUGAAUAUUUCAUCUCCGUGACCAAUCAUACAUUCCGAUCCCAAAUUAAAUUAGAAAAUGUAUCUUGUUAUCAUGCCUUCAUUUUGUUGAUUUGUUUUGCCAAGUGCCUGUAGAUGACAUAGAUACCUUAAUUUAUCAAUAUUGUUGGUAAUAAUAUCUUAUUUUUAACAAAGUUCAAAUUUCAUCCUCAACCACAUGUGUCUAUUAGGAAAAAAUUGUAUUUGCUUUGCAAAUGGCUAGGGUUGUAGAGUUGCCCCCCGGAAAUUCCCGGAGGUGGUUGUUGCUAGGUCAAAUAUGAUUAGUGGUUUGUUCAUAGAGCUUCAGAAUGCAAUGAGUACUGUCUGUUCUCUGUGCGGUGCGAGGGAAAAUGAGCAUCCCCCACUUGCUGUGAAUUGACUGUAUAAGUAGAAAUGAGCUGUUUAAGUGCAUUCCUGCUGUGGCACUGUGUAGUGAUAAGAAGUGCCAAACAAAUGUGGAGUGUUCAUGUGUUUUCUAACAACACAAUCUUCAUCUUUUCAUAUUGGGGGUGUCACCUCCCAUGUAUAUUAUGCAUGUGUUCACAGGGAUGCGUAUUCUUUAGGCAAUCAGUACCACCAGUUACUUUUAGGAGGAAAUGUAAUGCACUGACAGUAGAUUUUGAUUCCAAUAAUACCACUGUGCCCACACAGGAUAUAAACAGUGUUAAUAAACAGCUCUCGCACUAAAUAUCUAUUUAUGAUUUAAUUGUUCUUUUUUAUGUUUCAUUAAAUUAUUAUUUUUAUCUUAAAUCAAGAGUCAGAUAGUUUCUUUAUGUAUGUUCUUAUCAGAAUACAGUCAAAGUGGUCUAGUUAUUGUCCCAUACUAUAGCAUUUUGUCCCCACUAGUUCGGAGAAGUCCUGUGACAUUUUGGAAGCUCAUGGAAUGCUUUUGCAUUCUAGUCGUAGAUUGUAUUGAAGGCAGAAAAACUGAUGGCAGUAAAGAGUGGAUACUUGUUAAAGUUGUUAAAAUGCAAUAGUUUGAAGGUUAUAUUUAUCAUCUAACAUAGAGAAAAAUAGUUGCAAUUAUUUGUUCCCUGCUUUUUCCUACGAUGAAUGGCUUUCCCCAUUCUAUAGAAGCCAGUCAUUUUUACAAUUUCCCUUUAUCUUAAGACAUUGUUUUUUCAAAGUUUUUGGAAGUUUUAAAAUUAAUGUUAAAGCUUUCGGUUGGGUUGUUGAGCAAAGUGGUCUGAAGAAUUGUUAUCUGAAUUGUUAGCCUGUUAAGAUUAUAUUGUGCUUUGCUAAUUGUAGAGGAAACGAAAAAGGAUUGUUGUUAUUCAUGGUUCUUCUAUGGUGUCCUUUUGAUCACAACUGUCCCAGUUGUUCGUUUAAUUUUGUAUACAUUUUCAUGGACGUACAUAACUAAAAAUAAAGUGGACAACAGGACACCAUAAGAGACAAAGUGGGAAAUCUUUUCAAAUUUACUUCAAAAGUGCGCUGCGCUCUUGUUCAUAUUGAAAUCAAUGAAAGGGAAAAAUGUGUAAUAGUUAGAUGCAUUGCUUUUGGCCUUCAUUUUCCUCUCAUUGGCCACUCCAUGCGUUUGUGAUUACUCUUUUUUUACAGUUUUAAUUUUUUAUGUAUGUUGAACACAUGAUAUUGAAUACACCCAAUGUUGAAUGUUACUUGAA
This is a messenger RNA of Thrips palmi, 5778 nucleotides long. It is a transcript of the gene Gdap2, whose product is annotated as protein GDAP2 homolog. The transcript has 13 exons. NCBI's taxonomy places the organism in Eukaryota, Metazoa, Arthropoda, Insecta, Thysanoptera, Thripidae. The record is from RefSeq and is a predicted model, not a curated record. Bases 339 to 1916 code for a protein of 525 amino acids.